AUGAAAUAUUUUAUUUUACUUUCAAUUGGUCUGGUAGCAGGAAUAACAGCUCAACAACAAUCUGGAAAUACUCAGCCAGAUUCUCAGUCAAUAUUUCCACCUUUUUUGGCCAAUGCACCUGAUAAUAUCAAGAAUCAAUAUCUCGCUGUGAUAAAAGAUGCUGAUUCAAAAACUAGUAAACAAAUUGAAGAUGAUUUAGACAAGUUAAUGCGUACACUUGGUGGAACCUACCUAAGUGAACAUGAGAAACUUAAAAAAGCUGCAGAGGAGGCAAAAGCCAACUAUGAGAAAAUUCGUCAAACAGUAGUGGCGAAAUUGUCACCAGCAGCAAGAGAAGCUGACGCUAAGAUGGCUGCUAUUGACAACAAUGAGAAGUUAACCAAUCGCGCAAAAGCGCAGCAAAUCGAAGCCAUCAUGAAAUCAUUGAGCGCAGGAGUUCGAGACGAAAUCAUUCGAGCAUUCCAAAACACUAAUUAA
Molecule: messenger RNA, 477 nt
Organism: Cercopithifilaria johnstoni
Lineage: Eukaryota; Metazoa; Nematoda; Chromadorea; Rhabditida; Onchocercidae
Source: the annotation of a GenBank genome assembly